Vicia villosa (hairy vetch) is the source of this 1254-nucleotide messenger RNA. Its product is annotated as F-box/kelch-repeat protein At3g06240-like. Gene Ontology annotation, molecular function: protein binding. Bases 1 to 1254 code for a protein of 417 amino acids. NCBI's taxonomy places the organism in Eukaryota, Viridiplantae, Streptophyta, Magnoliopsida, Fabales, Fabaceae. The transcript has a single exon. The record is from RefSeq and is a predicted model, not a curated record.
AUGGCGAAAUUUGUAAGUGAUAAGGUAAGAAAUCACAUACCUGAUGAUCUUGCUUUCUCCAUUCUAUCAAAACUUCCUUUAAAAUCUUUGAAGCGGUUUGGAUGUGUAAACAAAACAUGGUUAGUUUUGUUUGAAAACCCUAAUUUUAUGAUCGACUUUCGUAGUAAUUUCGUAUCCAUUCCUCACUCUUAUUACAAAGAUACAUCUUUCCUCCUUCAUCAAACUUUUUAUAAUCACGAGCAUAAUUACGUUAGUUUCUCUUUGCAUUCACUUUUUGGUGAAAGGUUUAAGAAUAAAGUUAAAUUAGACUUUCCAAAUCUAUUUCGACAAGAGGAUCCUGGAUUUUAUGUAUUGGUUUCUGGUAGUGUAAAUGGAAUUCUAUGUCUUUAUGAUCGAGACACAAUUGUAUUGUGGAAUCCAACUACCAAAGAAUUCAAAGUCAUUCCUCCCAGCCCUGCCGAGUCUCUACCACUUUAUGAAGCUAUUAUUAAGUAUAUUCAUGGAUUUGGUUACGACCCUUUUAGUGACGACUAUAAGAUUAUUAGGAAUGUAGGUUUUGUUCCAAUAACAGAUGAUGAUGAUGAUGAUGAUGAUGAUGAUGAUGUUCUUCCAUUUGAUGUGCAGUGGGAAGAUGUGUGUGAGAACUAUGAUACCUUUUGGGAGGUAUAUAGCGUAGUAUGUAACUCUUGGAGGAAAGUUGAUCUCGUCCUUCCUACUUGUUAUUGGGAAGGCGGCAACUGUAAUGAUAAUCUACUAUACUUGGAUGGAAUGUGUCAUUGGCUCUCUAACUCUUACGGAGAUAACAAAAAUAACAAUGAAGAGUACUUGGUGUCAUUUAACUUGACCAAUGAGGUUUGUUUUACCACACUCAUGCCCGCACUCACGCCUUUAGACAUAGAUCCCAAUGAAACAUGCAAUUGGGUGCAGCGUGCGCUGGUGUUGUUAAAUGGAUCCAUUGCUUCAAUUUUAUGGUAUACAACUACUUUUCACAUAUCAAUUUUAGGCAAAUUGGGUGUGAAGGAAUCUUGGACUAAAAUCUUUGUUGUUGGACCCUUGUCCGAUGACAUUAGGUAUCCUAUUGGAGCAGGAAAGAAUGGUGAUAUAUUCUUUGCAAAGAAAGAUGGAAGAGAACCAAUCUGCUUUGAUUUAUGUACCCAAAUGAUUGAGGAACUUGAUGGUGUUAAAGGAGCGCAUAAUUCUAAAAUAAUAAUUUAUAAAGAAAGUCUUGUUUCUAUUGGAGGAAAAAAUCAUUAG